Molecule: messenger RNA, 748 nt
Organism: Aedes aegypti (yellow fever mosquito)
Lineage: Eukaryota; Metazoa; Arthropoda; Insecta; Diptera; Culicidae
Product: 60S acidic ribosomal protein P1-like
Exons: 1
Coding region: 1-363 (120 amino acids)
Biological process (GO): cytoplasmic translation
Cellular component (GO): cytosolic large ribosomal subunit
Molecular function (GO): structural constituent of ribosome; protein kinase activator activity; ribonucleoprotein complex binding
Source: RefSeq, a predicted model, not a curated record
AUGUUUUUCGUCAUUGGAAAUAGCUCUCAACUAGCCUGUGUGUACUCAGCGCUCAUCCUCGUCGACGAUGUCGCUGUGACCGAUGAGAGAAUCUCGACCAUCUUGAAGGCCGCCAACGUUGACAUCGAGCCCUACUGGCCCGCUCUGUUCGUCAAGGCCCUCGAAGGCAUCAACGUCAAGGAUCUGAUCACCAACAUUGGAUCCGGAGUUGGAACCGGAGGUGGUGCCGCCCCGGCUGCUGUUGUCCCGGCCCCCUCAAAAAGAAGGAAGAAGAACCCUAGGAGUCCGAUAACGAUAUGGGAUUCCGUCUGUUCGGUUAUAUUUGUUCCCAUCGGAAUGCGGCAGUGGGGAAUCGCAGGUUGAUAUUGAUAGCCUGUUAUUUCCUCCAACGGUGGCAUUUUCAUUCGUACAGUUUUAAUGUACAAGUGUACAAAUAAUAAGAUCGGGCCAAAAUUAUAGAUAUCGAGUUAUAUUUUUAUCACCGCUGAAUUUUUAUGCCAAUUAUCGACAUUGUCCCUAGCAGAACCAUUUUAUCUGAUUUUUAGAUUUUGCGAGCUGCUUCUGUUCAUAGCCUCUGCGUUAUGGACACAACAUUAUGUCUAACAUUAUCAGCAUCAUUUUUGUUGGAGGGAUUUAUAAAAACCAAAUGGGGUCCUUCAACAAAGUUAGCAUAUAAGUUUCUUCUGCAUUAGUCUCCCAACUCCAGAUAUGUAUUCAUAUUUAAAUGUGGCAACUAUCCCAUUUCAAC